AAAUCAGUACGCGAACGGUCGCGCAAACAACGCAUCGCAACCGCCGAUGGUGGUAUGGUGCUGCUGCUGAUUAUCAGCUGAUUCGCAAAGCGAAAGAAGAUUCGUUUAUCACGCCCGGGUAGAGUACUCCGAUCCGGUGUUAGACGCCCAUUCGUAACGCUACUGCUGCAGCGAGCAGGAAAGAAACCUCGGUUUUGGGCCCCCUUCUCCCUUGUCAACACCAUUCCCAAGGACAUUCCCGGGCAUAUCACAAAAUGUUGUCCAAGCUUGUGAGCGACUUUGGUGAGCUGCCGGUGUCCCAGAAGGCCCUGCUGGUAGCGGCCGGUGUCGGCAGUAUCGCACUGCUAUCUGCCGGUGGUUAUCUGGUGAAGAAGCGGAUCGAAAACACUCCACCGAAGCAAUGGCGCAAGGCGGGCGAGCUGGCCGAGCUGUACGUGUACCCGAUCAAGUCCUGUGCGCCGAUUAUCAUGCAGCAGGUCGACUGUGCGGACCUUGGACCGCAGCGCAAUUUUCUGCGCGAUCGCAUCUUCAUGGUAACUAACCCGUCCGGGGCCUUUGUCACGGCACGGAUGAAACCGAAGAUGGUGCUGAUACAGCCCCGGUUUGAUGAGCGGUACGAGACAAUGUUCCUGACCGCACCCGGUAUGCCGGAGUUGCGGGUCGAUGUGCGUAACCUGGCGGCAGGUCCUGCUGGGUCGUCCGAGUCGGAAACCGGGGACUCCGUCCGGAGUACGGUGUGGGGUGAAAGCGUGCCAACGGUUGACUGUGGUAAUGAGGUAGCUCGUUGGUUUUCACGCUAUCUGCUCGAUAAGGAGGAAGGGUACCGGUUGCGGUACUAUCCGCUGCCGUACACUAGCCGCCAGAGGAACGGUAGCGAUACGGGUUCGCUGCAGGACGAAACGAGCUACAUGCUGUUUAAUGAGGCGAGCGUGACGGACCUGAACCGCCGGCUCGACAACAAGGUGACGGUGCUCCAGUUCCGGCCGAACUUUGUCGUCCGCGGACCGGAAGCGUACGCGGAAGAUCGUUGGCGCUGGGUACGGAUCGGGGAGGUGGUGUUCCGGUACGAGAUACCGUGUCUGCGGUGCGUCUUCACCACCAUCGAUCCAACAUCCGGUGUGGCGCAUCCGGAUAAGGAACCGUUGCGGACGCUCAAGCAAUACCGUCAGAAGCCGGAGUACGGUGAAUCACCUGCCCUCGGCAUUCAUCUUGGAUUGCGCCGUGCCGGCACAAUCAAGGUGGGCGAUCCGGUGUACUUCGCCUAAAUCCGUUUUCUUUCGUUUCGAUUUUCGGGAGCUCACACACACACACAAAGACAGGACCGUACAGGGCGUACCGUAUCAGGGUUGAUAGCCGUGUGAUAGUGCAUUUAAAUUAAAAAUAAAGCAUAAAAAGCAUACAAACACACA
Molecule: messenger RNA, 1409 nt
Organism: Anopheles stephensi (Asian malaria mosquito)
Lineage: Eukaryota; Metazoa; Arthropoda; Insecta; Diptera; Culicidae
Gene: Marc
Product: mitochondrial amidoxime reducing component 2
Exons: 3
Coding region: 255-1265 (336 amino acids)
Molecular function (GO): molybdenum ion binding; catalytic activity; pyridoxal phosphate binding
Source: RefSeq, a predicted model, not a curated record